This is a messenger RNA of Brenthis ino (lesser marbled fritillary), 846 nucleotides long. The record is from the annotation of a GenBank genome assembly. NCBI's taxonomy places the organism in Eukaryota, Metazoa, Arthropoda, Insecta, Lepidoptera, Nymphalidae.
AUGUCUGAUACUCUAAGAUUAUUUUAUCAGAAUGUAAGAGGUAUAAGAACAAAAACAGUUGAAGAUUAUCAAUCUGUGCUAAAUUCAAACUACGACAUAUUGGUAUUUACAGAAACGUGGCUAAAUAAUAAUAUAAUUAGUGAUGAGUUUAUGGAUGGUAGAUAUAAUGUGUUUCGCAGAGAUCGUGAAACUACUAAUUCUUCUCGUCAGGAUGGUGGAGGAGUUCUGAUAGCGGUUUCCAAGAGACAUAAAUUUUACAGAGUAAACUCCUGGGAAACGAGCAAUGAAGAUCUUUGGGUUAAUAUAAUUUUAGGUACAAAAACUGUCUCCAUAUGUGGUGUCUAUAUACCACCACCAUUAAACUAUGAGAGAAUAGAGGAUUUCAUGCAAAACGUAGAAAAGAUUAUGAAUAAGCAAACGCUAAUGUUGAUAGUUGGAGAUUUCAAUUUACCAUCAAUUAAAUGGAACACGGAGGAUGAAUGUAAGAAUAACUUGAUUCCUAAUGAUCUCAAUACAAUUAGUACACUAGUAAGCGAUUUCAUGUCAGUAUCCGGUUUAAAACAACAUAAUAGUAUUAGUAAUUCCUUUGGUAAAACAUUGGACUUAGUCUUUAGUAAUGUAAGUGAUAUUAGAGUUGAGGUCAGCGAUUUUUCAGUAUGUAAAGUUGACAAAUAUCAUCCACCGUUGUCUGUCGAAAUUUCUUAUGAUGAUAAGCUUCAGCUAUUAUUAACACCGGAGUCGACAACACGAUACAACUUUAUGAAAGCAGAUUACGGUGUCAUUGAGGAGAAACUUAAAAACAUAAUCUGGACCGAAUUGUUUAACACGUUCACUGCGUCAUCAUUU